UCACGCUGCUGUACUUAUGCAGAGUUAUAACAAACGAAGCCGUGCUGCUUGUGUACACGAGAGAAAACACCAUGUGGCUCUGAAUCACGUUCAGGCACUACAAACACACGGAAGAUCCUUCUGCAGAUUGCCCACAGGCCACAACACUCCAACCACCAUUACAGUCGCUAUCCCAGAUCAGUUGUACACCACUACACCCCCAAGGCCCCAAAGCCAGCAGCCCAGCACCCAGCAGGCUGCAGGCCCUGCUGCCGGUUCCCCAGGCCGCCAACCCGACCCUCGUUUCCGCACACGCUUCCCAUUAUAAACCCGCCAACCCAACCCCCGCCUCAUUUACGCCUCCGCAUUGGCCAUCGCCACCGGCUUCACCGAGCUUGUCGCGUCGUCUCUCGGCGUUGCUCCGCCUACGAUCCGCGCAUGGCCAAGCGCCUCUUCCACUCCUGCCGCUCGCCCUCCGCCGCCGCAGCAGUCACCCCGACGACCACCCUCCUUCGCGGCGAGCACCCACCCGUCGUCCCGUCCCCCGCGGGCGGGGCGUGCUGCCCGCGCCGCGCGCCUCGGCGGCGGCGGCCCCAGCCACCGGCAUCCUGCGGCGCCGGGGGCUGCGCCGUGGACUGCGGCGCCGAUGAACUCCCCCCGGCGCGUGGCACGCCCGCGUACCGGUGGCUGAAGAGUUCCCGGUGGCACGUCAUCGAGGCCGCGAACGCGUACGCCUCCGACGGGGACGGCGACGACACGCCCCGCCUCAAGAUCGACGCGCGGCGCCGGGUGCGGCACUCGCGCCGGCGGCGGCGCAGGGCGCUCCACCGGAGGGCGGCGGGACCCGCGAGCUGGUCGUCGGGCGACAGCGGGUGGUUCAGCAGCGACGACGGCGACGAGCCGUUCGGGACGGAGUCGUCGUCGGCGCUGCCGGUGGCGUCGACCACGACGACCGAGUCCUCGUCGACGGGCGCGAGCGGGAACAGCGCCGGCGCCGGCGCCGCGAGGCGGCAGGAGGAGGAGGAGGAGGAGGCGGCCGCGGUGGCCGGGGGCUUCGCGGUUGUGAAGCGCUCCGACGACCCGCGCGGCGACUUCCGGCGGUCCAUGGCGGAGAUGGUCGUCGGGCGCGGCAUCUACGACGCCGACGGCCUGGAGCGCUUGCUUCGGUGCUUCCUGGCGCUCAACGACCGGCGCCACCGCCGGGACAUCGUGGCGGCGUUCGGCGACGUCUGGGAGGCCGUCUUCUCCAACCCGCCGCCCUCCCACUCCCACGCCGCCGCUGCCGCGGCCUCCCACGCUUCAAGCUGCAAGGCCGCCGCAGCCGCCGUGCCUCAUCCCUAGACCAACGUGCUUAUGACACACGUACUAGGAUUUAUCAAGUGAAGCAACAAUGUAGAAAAUGCGAUUAAUAUGUAUAUGUAGUCGUCUGUAAAUUACCUUUUCUUGUUCGGGUUCACGGCUCCGGCUGCUUUCGCCCUCCUGCAUGCUAGAUUGCUAGCUCCCCUCUUUUCAGCUACGGAAAUUGGCGUCACGACUCGGAUGCCUGAUCUUGAUGUGAUGUGA
This is a messenger RNA of Setaria italica (foxtail millet), 1542 nucleotides long. Its product is annotated as transcription repressor OFP7-like. The record is from RefSeq and is a predicted model, not a curated record. NCBI's taxonomy places the organism in Eukaryota, Viridiplantae, Streptophyta, Magnoliopsida, Poales, Poaceae. The coding region runs from base 418 to 1320 and encodes 300 amino acids. Gene Ontology annotation, biological process: negative regulation of DNA-templated transcription. The transcript has a single exon.